Messenger RNA from Clarias gariepinus (North African catfish), 2780 nucleotides. It is a transcript of the gene vezt, whose product is annotated as vezatin, adherens junctions transmembrane protein. Lineage: Eukaryota; Metazoa; Chordata; Actinopteri; Siluriformes; Clariidae. Gene Ontology annotation, molecular function: myosin binding. The transcript has 12 exons. The record is from RefSeq and is a predicted model, not a curated record. Gene Ontology annotation, biological process: cell-cell adhesion. Gene Ontology annotation, cellular component: plasma membrane. The coding region runs from base 75 to 2456 and encodes 793 amino acids.
ACUUCGUAUCGACUACAAUCCCAGCAUGCGCGCUCGUUGUCGGGGACUUAUGGCGGAGAGCGAGCGAGAGAGCUAUGACUGAGGAUUUGGACGAAGAGGUCGUGUUCGAGAAUUCUCCUCUGUUCCAGUAUUUACAGGAUCUAGGACACACUGAUUUUGAGGCAUGUUCACCUAUUUCUCAGGAGCGGGAGGAGGAACUGAGUGCUGGUGCCCAGGACAUCCUGUCUCCGCCCAAAGCAGGUGGUCUUUGGAGGCUGGCUGAGAUCCUGCACUCUCUCAGCCCAUUUCAUCAACGCAGUGCCCCCCAGCAGCUGGAGCAGCAGCUGGAUGCUGCGUUCCGACAGUACUCCCUGCGCUGUGUGUUGUCUCAGGACGUGCUGCUGCAGGAGGAUGUGGAGCUCAUUGAGCUGUUAGACCCCAGUGCCCUCUCUCUUGGCUCCACAAGUACUGCCUGCCCCAGUGCCACCUCCGCCCUGCCUGCACCCCGCUACCUCUCCACACCAUCAAUAUGGGCUGUCUCUGUACUGGUGGGACUGUUUGCCAUCCUGCUCACGGUUUGGUGUUCUUGUCAUGAGGAGGGGCGGGGCCUGUUCUGGCUGUGUGUGUGUGCAGUGUGUGUCUUGUGUCUGCGUCAUGGCGUUCAUCUGUGGCACAAGGCGACAAUGCAGCAGCAGGUUCAGGCUCAAGCCGUCCAGCUGGAGAGUUUAGUGAUCAACAGUCGAGCUCUCACCAGCCUGGCACGCAAAUCGCUUCGGCUCAUUCAGGAGACAGAAGUCAUCUCGCGGGGAUUCACCCUGGUGAGUGCGGCCUGUCCCUUCAACAGGGCGGGGCAUCUGCGCAGCCAGCAGUUGAUUGGUUUGAGGAAAGCAGCCUACCAGAGUCUCCGCAGCGCGUUCCGUGCCUCCCGCAUCGCCACCUGCAUCAUGCUUAAAUCAUUUCCGCUCAACUCCGAGAUCGACAACGUCACCAACUACGUCUCGACUGUGCCGAUCAGAGAGCUGGGCCUGGGCCUGGGGGCUGAGCAUCUCUCUGAUGAGCAGGCGCAGGAGCUGACCAAUGACUACAGCUUACCUGCCCUGAAGUUGCUUUUUCAAUUAUGGGUGGGUCAGAGCUCAGAGUUUUUCCGCCGGCUGGCUCUGAUGCUGUCCUCCGGUAGGGCGGAACUAGAGUCCAAGCCCCGCGUUCUGGGGUACAACAGCGUGGCCACCGUCACUGCCUCGCUUCAUCCCGCCCUGGCCUGUUGCCUUGGCGAUCUCCAGCGCAGCUACGAGUUCCAUCGGUACUUUGAGAUGCAGCAGCAGCCGCAGAACUCGGGUCGAGCCAAUCGGGCAGGACAGAAGUGCAGAGAGCUCAACUCGCUGCACACGUCCAUCCGCAGCCUCCAGCUCCACCUCAAAGCCUUGCUCAGCGAGGUGAUCAUUCUGGAGGACGAGCUGGAGAAGCUGAUGGUCGACAAGGAGUCCGAGGAGGUGACGUGUGCUGGAUACCAGGAGCUCCGUGAGCGCCUGCACCUCCUGCAGCCUCACAUGCAGGCUAGCUCCUGCUGCUGGGAAGACAUGACUGCUCAGGUGGAGCGCAUGCUGCGCAGGGUCACACACUGCCCAGGAAGUGCAGAUAGUCCAGAGGAAGCAGCUGGUCCUGCCCCACCUCCUCCUGCCCCUGUCUCACAUAUAGAUGAUAAAGACCCCGUCCCAGAGGAACAGGAACUUGAGGCCUACGUUUCGGACUCAGACUCGGAUUCGGAGUGGCGUGCGGCUGCGGACAUGCUGUCGCCAUGGGAACGGGAGCGGCAAAGGCGCGAGAGGGAGGAGUCACGCAGAGUUCUACUCGAGCUUAAAUCCGUCCUGGGGAUCCGAACAUCAGAGGGCGAGAGAGACAAACGCAAGCUGCUGCUGUUCAGCGACAAAGCUGCGUUGGGUCAGAUUCCCCCUGACGCAUUAGAUCCUUCUCCAGAAUCCUCUGCGAGUCCAGAUUGCUCUGGAUCUGCAAGCAACCACAUCUCCCAGCAGCCUUCAGUAGAAGAAGGAGAGGAUCUAAAGGACGGAGGAGGAGGAGGAGGAGAAGAGACGACGAGAGACAGUAUAGAGGACACGGAAGAGGUCGUGACUGAGUUCUGUUGCGGCGAGUCCCAAAGUGUUCCAGAAAUACAAGACGAGAGAGCCGAGGAGGAAGGGACGCGGCUCUUCCAGUCGGACGGGCUGGUGGACGAGGAGGCGGACCCGGAUGGAUCCCACCCGCUCACUCCCAGGGUUCCCACCCUCUCGGUGAUCGACAGACUUACAGAACUGCAUGGCUCUGAAGUGCUCAGCAUCGGCUCGGCCCUGGCCGCCCAGGUGGCCGCUCGCUCCCACACCUUCACACAACUGCAGGAGUGCACCUACGGGGACUCGGAUGAGGAAGAGGAGGAAGAGGAGGAGGAAAGGGUAAAGGAGGUGACAUCGCAGCCGGAGAAAUGAAGGACAACCACCUGAACUCUUUUAGCUUAUACAGGUUAUUUAUUCCCAUCUGCUCUAGAUUUAUUUAUUGAGCUCGAGGUCAGGACGGCAGCACCGGCGCGCGAAUGAGUUUUAUAUGUCCGUCCUUUACGUGCCUCCGUGUGUGUUCCUGUUUACACUCUCCUGUCUGCCGACAUUCACUUAGUCCAUCCGUCCGUCUGUCCGUGUUUUCUCGCAUUAUCCCUCAGGUACAGGCAAAUACAGACACGCAAGUCUACAGUACAUCGAAAAAAAAUUGAGGCUUAAUACUGAAUGUGUACAGUAAAAUGUUGCCUUCUUACAGAA